CUUCAUCACGGACAACCCGCCGCUGACAUUCUAGCUUCAACCGAAUUCGCAAGCAGCAGUCCCGUCUGUACAUAGCUGUAUUCUCUGUAGCGGCAUCACAUUUAGCAUCAUGCCGUCUUCCGGCGAUGCUCUCGAAACACUCACCACCGUUGUGUCGGGUGCGCUCACCCUCAUCGGCCAACUUGAAGUAGUUGUUUCGGGUCUCAGCUCCCAGGAAAUCAGUACCACAGCCUCCCCAGGAGUUCAUCAGUCGCCAGGAGUUGGUUCCCUCGAUGCACUUUCAUUGGCACACGAUUCGGCUACCCUCAUCAGAGCACACGCCACAAAGAUCUCUCUUCUUGUUAUCAAUGAGCCCUUCACGCCAACAGCCAUCACCAAAGUUUUACGAGAGCUUAUAGCUGGUCCCCUUCCUGGUUUGGCAGCUUCUUCCCAAGAAUGCACAGCCAGACGGUAUACACGGGCAAUUCAGAAGGAUCUGGCUUGGAAGGUGGCCCGCGUGCUCAAGGAGCUUCGUGACCUGCUAUCCCAGAUUCCCAAGGACGGGAAAAUCUUGAAAGAUGGCAAAAAGAAUGCAGCGGCUGGUGCAGCCGGCGGCAAGGGCAGCAUUGCCGCUACUGGUCUGUUAUGGGCUGCGUGCGACGACCUGAUGGCAUUUUGCAAGCGGGGAUUCGGCGGCAACUUGGUCUACAAGGUCGACCAGUUACGUGAGACGCUAAAGGAUGUUAUGGAGGAGUUGAAAGAGUGGGGCGAGGAAACAGGAGACGACGGGGAUGAAGAUGACGAGGGCGACGAUGGUGUUGCAGGGAUCACCAAUAAUCUUGGGUCUGCUUCCCUCUCUGCGAAUGCAAGCACCCAGGCCAUGUUGGACGACCUGAUGAACUCUCAAAGGUACAUCCCACGAGACGACCCACACAAAAUCAGAGAUCGUUUGGAAUCAUGUCUCAGGCGACUACGCCUGACCUCUUUACUUUACCAAGCUGCCGCUAAGCGCAGGCUCAAGCCAUUGCCGCACAACCCUCCAACAUCAGACUCCAAUGUUCCUGCUCGCCUUGAUGAAGUCUUGGCGCUUUUGAAGGGAAUCCCAGAAAGAUUUGGGAACCUUGCAAUGGCUUUCUAUGACCUUGAUCCUGACGAGAUUGACCGUCUAAUGGACCAAUGCUUCUUUGAUGCAUUUGCUGCCUCGGAGCUGCUCGUCAAACCAUGGGAUGGCCAAAAGGAUGAGUUCACCAACUGGGCCCUUAAAUUUCAGGUAGAGAUAAAAAAAAGCUAG
Molecule: messenger RNA, 1270 nt
Organism: Podospora bellae-mahoneyi
Lineage: Eukaryota; Fungi; Ascomycota; Sordariomycetes; Sordariales; Podosporaceae
Exons: 1
Coding region: 110-1270 (386 amino acids)
Biological process (GO): regulation of cell cycle
Cellular component (GO): nucleus
Source: RefSeq, a predicted model, not a curated record